GGAUUUGAAGUUUUGAACUCAGUCUCUUGAAGGGAUAAAAUCAAAUUCUUAGCAUUGAACUGACAUAUCGUAUCUCUUGUCAUAUUUUUUUAUUGUAGGAAAACAAAAUAAAAGAAACAAUAGAAGAUACUAGAAUUGAAAUUAAUGAGCUCAAGGGGGAAAAUGUAUCAGAAUGCAGAAUCAAAAUUAAGGGAAUGACAUGCACAAGUUGUUCUCAGUCUGUUGAGCAAACCCUACAAAUGGUUGAUGGAGUGAAAAAGGCGGUAGUUGGUCUCGCCUUAGAGGAAGCAAAAGUACUCUUUGAUCCUAAACUCAUUCAUACCAACAAAAUAAUUGAAGCCGUAGAAGAUGCUGGUUUUGGAGCAGAACUCAUUAUCUCAAAGAAUGAUAUGAACAAAGUGCAUCUCAAACUUGAAGGAGUAGAAUCUCAAGAAGAUUUAAAUGUUAUAGUUUCUUCUCUUAAUUUAUCUGCUGGUGUGAACCAUGUUGAAAUGGAUUUGACAGAACAAAAAGUUACUGUUAGCUAUGAUUCAGACAUUACAGGUCCAAGAUUUCUUAUACAGUGUAUUCAGGAAGCUAGUAGUGGCAACAGUGUGUAUCAAGCAACUUUGCAUACUAAUUCAGGAAAAAGGGAGAUGGAGAAAGUGAAUGAAAUUCGUAUGUACAGGAACCAAGUUUUGUUAAGCUGCUUAUUUUCUGUUCCUGUGUUUGUGUUUUCCAUGAUUCUUCCCAUGCUUCCUCCAUAUGGCAACUGGUUAGACUAUAAGAUUCAUAAUAUGUUCACUCUUGGGUUGUUUUUGAGAUGGAUCCUCAGCACUCCUGUGCAGUUCAUUGUUGGAAAAAGGUUCUAUUUAGGAUCAUAUCAUGCACUAAAGCGAUGGUCUGCUAACAUGGAUGUGCUGGUUGCACUUGGAACUAAUGCUGCUUAUUUUUACUCAGUCUAUGUUGUAAUUAAAGCACUGACUUCAUCAACAUUUCAAGGACAAGAUUUCUUUGAGACAAGUUCAAUGCUGAUAUCAUUUAUUCUCUUAGGAAAAUAUUUGGAGAUUAUGGCUAAAGGGAAAACAUCAGCUGCUUUAGAAAAGCUCAUAAAACUUGUUCCUGAUAAAGCUUUUUUACUAGCUAUUGAUACUAAUGUAAAUGUCGUUACCGAGACGGAAAUCGACACUGAACUUAUACAAAAGAAUGAUAUAAUUAAGAUUGUUCCUGGUGCCAAAAUUCCAGUUGAUGGUGUUGUUAUAAAAGGGAAGAGCUGUGCAAAUGAAAGUAUGAUCACAGGGGAAUCAAGACCUGUUAAUAAAAUUCCAGGAGAUAAGGUUAUAAGUGGUACCAUCAAUGAGAAUGGUUGCUUGCUGGUCAAGGCAACUCAUGUUGGAUCUGAGACUGCACUUUCUCAAAUUGUUCAACUUGUAGAAGCUGCUCAACUUGCAAGAGCACCAGUUCAGAAACUUGCAGAUGAUAUUUCAAGGGUUUUUGUUCCAAUUGUUGUUUCUAUAGCAAUCAUAACUUGGCUGGGAUGGUUUAUUCCUGGAGAAGCAGGUUUAUACCCUAAAUAUUGGAUACCAAAAGCUAUGGAUGCAUUUGAAUUUGCUUUGCAGUUUGCUAUUUCUGUGCUGGUUGUUGCUUGUCCAUGUGCUCUUGGUCUAGCUACACCAACAGCAAUCAUGGUUGCUUCAGGAGUUGGUGCUUCUCAAGGUGUGCUCAUCAAGGGUGGAGAUGCAAUGGAAAAGGCACACAAGGUAAAAAUUGUUGUCUUUGAUAAGACUGGGACUUUGACAAUUGGGAAACCAGAGGUAGUUAGUGCAGUGCUGUUUUCUAAAUUUUCUAGGGAAGAGUUAUGUGACAUGACAAUUGCUGUAGAGGCAAAUAGUGAACAUCCUAUAGCAAAAGCUGUUGUGACACAUGCUAAGAGGCUGAAGCAGAGUUGUGGAUCCCAAAGCAUUGAACAAAUCCAAGAUGUGAAGGAUUUUGAGGUACACGUGGGAAGUGGUGUAAGUGGAAAAGUUAAGGCAAAAACAGUUUUAGUUGGAAACAAGAAACUCAUGAAUGCUUUUAAUGUACCUAUAAGUCCUAUGGUGGAGAAAUACAUGUCUGAGAAUGAAAUUCUUGCAAGAACUUGUGUAUUGGUUUCAAUUGAAGGAAAUAUUGCUGGAGCAUUUUGUGUGACUGAUCCUGUUAAGCCAGAGGCAAAGAGUGUUAUAUCUUUUCUCCACAACAUGGGGAUCUCAACCAUCAUAGUUACUGGUGAUAAUUGGGCCACUGCUAAUGCUAUUGCAAAUGAAGUUGGUAUUAGUGAGGUUUUUGCUGAGAUAGAUCCUAUGGGAAAAGCUGAUAUAGUCAAAGACUUGCAAAUGAAAGGAAUGACAGUGGCAAUGGUUGGUGAUGGAAUAAACGAUUCGCCAGCCUUAGCAGCAGCUGAUGUUGGAAUGGCAAUUGGUGCUGGAACAGACAUAGCAAUAGAAGCAGCUGAUGUAGUUCUUGUCAAAAGCAACUUAGAAGAUGUUGUUACAGCAAUAGAUUUGUCUAAAAACACCAUUUCUCGUAUAUGGAUAAACUAUAUAUGGGCUUUUGGUUACAACAUUCUUGGUAUGCCAAUUGCAGCUGGUGUUUUGUACCCUUUUUUUGGAAUCAGGUUGCCUCCAUGGCUUGCUGGUGCUUGCAUGGCUGCUUCAUCACUUAGUGUGGUUUCUUCAUCCCUCUUGUUAAUGCUCUAUAAAAAGCCUUUGAAAAUGGAUUGCACUUUAUCUCAUAUUUAAAAGUCUUCAUUUGGGUUUGUGAAGAUAGGGAAAAAAUGGAACGAGGCUAAUGUUUUUUUGUGUUUCUCUGUUUGUAGUUUCUAGUACUAGUUUUUUAGGGUGAUGAGGUUUCUUGUUAGUUUUGGUGAUUUGUGUUUUAGGCUUAGAUUGUUAGGAUGUUUUGUUGAUCUUUAGGCUUUGUCUUUGCUACAGAAACUUAUCCUAGUGUGGAAAAUCUAGGCAAAGAUUAUUUUAGUCAAGGAUCAAAUUUUAAUACUUUCAACUCAUUUAUUUAAUAUUUUAUUGAGAAAUGUAUUAAUCACU
This is a messenger RNA of Cicer arietinum (chickpea), 3059 nucleotides long. RefSeq names its product copper-transporting ATPase HMA4-like. Gene Ontology annotation, cellular component: membrane. The record is from RefSeq and is a predicted model, not a curated record. Gene Ontology annotation, biological process: monoatomic cation transport. Gene Ontology annotation, molecular function: ATP hydrolysis activity; ATP binding; ATPase-coupled monoatomic cation transmembrane transporter activity. Lineage: Eukaryota; Viridiplantae; Streptophyta; Magnoliopsida; Fabales; Fabaceae.